Molecule: messenger RNA, 1225 nt
Organism: Choloepus didactylus (southern two-toed sloth)
Lineage: Eukaryota; Metazoa; Chordata; Mammalia; Pilosa; Megalonychidae
Gene: PRELID1
Product: PRELI domain containing 1
Exons: 5
Coding region: 149-808 (219 amino acids)
Biological process (GO): phospholipid transport
Cellular component (GO): mitochondrial intermembrane space
Molecular function (GO): phosphatidic acid transfer activity
Source: RefSeq, a predicted model, not a curated record
CAUGGCUGCUGAGGGUUGGGCACGGUGCGGUGCUGACUGAGUUGCGAAACUGGCGGGCGUUCGCCGAACCCCGGUCUGGUCUCCGCGUGCCCCCCGGGCUCUGCACCCCUAAUGCUGCGCGGGUGCUGAGCCCGCUCCGGCCGGGACGAUGGUGAAAUAUUUCCUGGGCCACAGCGUGCUCCGGAGUUCCUGGGACCAAGUGUUCGCUGCCUUCUGGCAGCGGUACCCGAAUCCCUAUAGCAAACAUGUCUUGACGGAAGACAUAGUUCACCGGGAGGUGACCCCUGACCAGAAGCUCCUGUCCCGGCGACUCCUGACCAAGACCAACAGGAUGCCUCGCUGGGCCGAGCGACUGUUUCCUGCCAAUGUUGCUCACUCGGUGUACAUCCUGGAGGACUCUAUUGUGGACCCACAGAAUCAGACCAUGACCACCUUCACCUGGAACAUCAACCACGCCCGGCUGAUGGUGGUGGAGGAACGAUGUGUUUACUGUGUGAACUCUGAUAACAGCGGCUGGACCGAAAUCCGCCGGGAAGCCUGGGUGUCCUCUAGCUUAUUUGGCGUCUCCAGGGCUGUCCAGGAAUUUGGUCUGGCCCGGUUUAAAAGCAACGUGACCAAGACCAUGAAGGGUUUUGAAUACAUCUUGGCCAAGCUGCAAGGUGAGGCCCCUUCCAAAACAUUUGUGGAGACAGCAAAGGAAGCCAAGGAGAAGGCAAAGGAAACUGCACUGGCAGCUACAGAGAAGGCCAAGGAUCUUGCCAACAAGGCAGCCACCAAGAAACAGCAGCAGCAGCAGCAGUUUGUGUAGCCAGCCUGAGCCCUCCCACCACCACCACAGCACACCAGAGAAGCCAGCUCAGCCCUCUCUGCCCUUUCCCCAUUGUACCUUAUUAUUAAAAAUCAGCUUCCAGCCCUAACUGUCUGGGUGGUGGGUUGGGGCGGGUGUCCUGUCAGGCCUCUACUAUACCCCAGGCCCAUUACCCACGCCUGAGCUGGGCCUGCUUAUUCCCCCGUUGGGCAGCUGAAAACAUUGAAGCAUAGAGAGGGGUGCUGGCUUGCCCGGGAUCAUGGACAGCAUGCAGGUGAAGCGGCAAUAAUCUCUAGACUGUAAGCUCCAUGAGGGCAGGAAUCCUUGCCUUGUUCUUUGAUGUGUCCCAAGUACCUGGAACAAUACCUAGCACAUGAUAGGCACUCAAUAAAUAAUUGUUGGAUUCAGUUAGCCCCA